Aplosporella prunicola CBS 121167 is the source of this 1588-nucleotide messenger RNA. RefSeq lists its product as uncharacterized. The record is from RefSeq and is a predicted model, not a curated record. Bases 82 to 1212 code for a protein of 376 amino acids. Gene Ontology annotation, cellular component: cytoplasm; ASAP complex; nucleoplasm. Gene Ontology annotation, biological process: mRNA splicing, via spliceosome. The transcript has 3 exons. Lineage: Eukaryota; Fungi; Ascomycota; Dothideomycetes; Botryosphaeriales; Aplosporellaceae. Gene Ontology annotation, molecular function: RNA binding.
UCCACAAUCAACAAUCAACAACCCACAACCCGCGUCCUUGACCCCAGCAGCAGCACCAAUUCCACUGCCCAGAGGAGCUCAAUGACCCCGCGCUCACCCUCAGGCUCCCGCAGCCCAUCGCGCGGCCGCUCGCGCACGCGCUCCAGGACGCCCGCCUCGCAGCAGGACCGCUCCCGCUCCCCACGCCGCUCCAUAUCGCCGCGCUCGGCAUCGCGGUCGCGCACCCCGAGUCGGACCCCGUCGCCGCGCGGCGACAGAUACACUCGUCGCAAUGGCGACCGCAGGAGCCCGGCGCGCAGCCCGGCGCGUAGCGCGUCGAGGAGCGUUAGUCGCGAGCGCGGUGGUGCCAGACGGCGGAGCUACUCCCGGAGCCUGAGUCGCGAAGCAUCACCGCCCCGGAGCUCAAAGAUCGUCGUCGAGAAGCUCACAAAGAACGUCAACGAAGGCCACAUCCGCGAGAUCUUCGGCGCCUACGGUCAAGUCCAAGACAUCGACAUGCCCAUGAACCGGCAAUUCAUGACCAACCGCGGCACGGCCUACGUAAUGUACGCGCUCCCCUCGGAAGCCGAGUCCGCCAUUGCGCACAUGCACGAAGCCCAACUCGACGGCGUGCACCUCUCUGUAUCAAUCGUGCUGCCACGGCGGCGAUUCUCGCGCUCCCCACCGCCCGCCCGCCGCCCCCCUCCAUCCUACGACUCGCGCUUCGACAGCACCAGCGGCGGCGGGGGGCCGCCCCCUUCACGCGGAGGCUACAGCCGCGGCGCAUACGGCGGCGGCGGAGGCGGAGGCCCAAGCCGCUACCGCUCGCCCCCGCGCCGGCGCAGCCCCCCUCCGGGACGGGGCUACGGGCCUCGUGGCGGCGGCGGAGGCGCUGGUGCCGGUGGCAGCGCAAGAGGCGACUACAGCUACCGCCCGCGCUCGUAUUCCCGCUCGCGCAGCCCGCGCCGCAGCCGCAGCCGCUCGUACUCGUCGCGCAGCGCGUCGCGGACACCGCCGCCGCCACGGAGACGCGGAGGAGGUGGAGGAGGAGGAGGGGGCAGCAGUCGUGGUGGUGGCGGCGGUGGCUCGUAUAGAGGCAGUCCGCCCCGGGGCGGUGGUGGUGGAGGAGGAAGUAGUGGUGGAGGCAGGCGCCGGCGCAGCCCGAGCUAUAGCAGCUACAGCAGCUACAGCGAACGCAGCCGCAGUCGGAGCAGGGGGCGCGGGAGGCGGUAGACGCGUUUGCGUUUGCGCGCUUCGCGAGGCCAAUGAAUGGGACAGGAGAGGAAGCUAUUGGGGUUUCUUUUUGCUUCUAAGCGAAAGCGAGGAAGAAAGCGAUUGCUGCGGCUGGGAAGGAGGUGUUUGCUGGUGUGGUGCGCGUAUCGGAAUAGACGAAAAAGACGAGAGCGCGGAGACUGGCUGUCUGUCUGUCUGUCUGUCUGUCUGCCCCACAAAGUAGGUAGUGGUUCCAGCGUCGGCGUCGGAAAAGGGGGAGAUCCUCCUUUUUUCUUUUUCCCCCACAAGUUUUUGUUUUACUUAAAGAAUCGCAAUUGUACAUUUAUACUAGCUAGCUAGGUAGGUAGCAGAGAGCCGAAACACGGAAAAAUCACAC